CUGCUGAUCCAGAUCCAAACGGGAGCAAUAGGCCUACGGGACUGCCUGUUUACACGGGGAGUCCCAGAGGUCCUAACGCCCGCCUGCCAGUGCGGCGAAGGACGGGAGACUGCCGAACAGUGCAUUCAGGGGACGCAUUCAAGGGAUGCAAGGUGGGGUUUAGGU
Chaetomium fimeti is the source of this 165-nucleotide messenger RNA. RefSeq lists its product as uncharacterized. The transcript has a single exon. Lineage: Eukaryota; Fungi; Ascomycota; Sordariomycetes; Sordariales; Chaetomiaceae. The annotation marks the transcript as partial. The record is from RefSeq and is a predicted model, not a curated record.